CUGUCAGCCCUCGGCAUGUGGGGUGGCUCGACCCCCGUCCCGGCUGAGUCCUGGCUGCUGCUGGCUGCCCUGAUGUGGGGGACCCGGCCCCCUGCACCCUCCCAGGCUGCCCCCCUGCAGAACUCCAGCCCCCUGUACCAGUUUGACGGGCAAGUUCGGCUCCGACACCUGUACACGGCCAACGCCCACACGCAGCUGUACCUGGAGAUCACCCCGAAGGGCGAGGUGCGCGGGGCCCCCGACCAGACCCCCUACAGUCUGAUGGAGAUUAAAGCGGUGAAGCCUGGUGUGAUCCGAAUGCAGGCGAUGAAAACGCUCCUGUUCCUGUGCAUGGAUCCCAGCGGGCAUCUGCAUGGGGCGAGCUCCUACUCGGAGGAGGCCUGUAAUUUCCACGAGAAGGUGCAGCGUGACGGUUACAACCUGUACUUCUCCGAGAGCCACAAGGUCCCAGUCAGCCUGCGGCCCGCGGAGGGGCCCACCGGCCGCGGGCGCCCGGCCCCCCGUCUCUUCCACUUCCUGCCCAUGGUCAGCCGGGUGCCGGUGGAGCCCGUCCUGCUGGAAUACGACUUCUACAGUGACCCGCCGCUGGACGUGGAGUCCUCCGACCCCCUCAGCAUGAUGGGCCGCCUCACCCGAGUCCUGAGCCCGAGCUACAUCUUCUGA
This is a messenger RNA of Chelonoidis abingdonii (Abingdon island giant tortoise), 663 nucleotides long. RefSeq names its product fibroblast growth factor 21 (gene FGF21). The record is from RefSeq and is a predicted model, not a curated record. Gene Ontology annotation, molecular function: growth factor activity. NCBI's taxonomy places the organism in Eukaryota, Metazoa, Chordata, Testudines, Testudinidae.